Molecule: messenger RNA, 740 nt
Organism: Protobothrops mucrosquamatus (brown spotted pit viper)
Lineage: Eukaryota; Metazoa; Chordata; Lepidosauria; Squamata; Viperidae
Product: serine protease 27-like
Exons: 4
Biological process (GO): proteolysis
Molecular function (GO): serine-type endopeptidase activity
Source: RefSeq, a predicted model, not a curated record
UGGUGGAAAAGUGGAUUUCCAGGCACAAUUGGAUCCAGGAGACUUAAUCUACUAUCUUACUGAGCUAUGCAACAACCCUAGAGCACCCUAUGAAGUACAGUUGGGUGCUUAUAAACUCUUGGACCCUUCUCCUAAUAUGGUGACAUCGGCCGUUAAACGUGUUAUCUCCCAUCCUGACUACAAUGGCAAGGACGGCUCCAUUGGAGACAUUGCUUUAGUGGAGUUGAAUUCCCCAGUGACUUUCAAUGACUAUAUCCUUCCCAUCUGCUUGCCAGCAUCUUCUGUGGAGUUUCUUGCAAACACAAAAUGCUGGGUCACUGGAUGGGGACGGAUUGGGUAUUCAGAAGACUUGGCAUCCCCCAAAAUCCUUCAGGAAGUGGACGUACCUAUCAUAGAUCGUGAUACUUGCAACAAUCUCUAUAAUAUAAGCAAAGGAUAUCAGUUACAAACUGAUCUUGUCAAGGCUGAUAUGAUCUGUGCAGGGUACAAAGAAGGUGGAAAGGAUGCCUGUCAGGGUGAUUCCGGAGGGCCCUUAGUCUGCAAAUCCAAUGGGGCCUGGACACUGGCUGGGGUGGUGAGUUGGGGGGAAGGCUGUGCUCAACCCAACCGAGUUGGCGUAUAUACAUCAGUACCUUUCUACCUAGAUUGGAUCCAAAACAAUAUAAAUACAAAUAGUGGACUUUCAAACUUCCCCAGGGUGACUCUACUUUUGCUGAUUUUUGUACCAACCCUCCUAUAAA